This is a messenger RNA of Polistes dominula (European paper wasp), 1852 nucleotides long. RefSeq lists its product as uncharacterized. NCBI's taxonomy places the organism in Eukaryota, Metazoa, Arthropoda, Insecta, Hymenoptera, Vespidae. Gene Ontology annotation, cellular component: membrane. The record is from RefSeq and is a predicted model, not a curated record.
UAAAGGGAAUAAAUAAUUUAAAAAAAAAAGAGAGUAGGUGGAGGAGAAAAUAAAGAAGAAAAAAAAUAGUGCAAGAGAAUAUUGUGAAGAUCCCACCACCGUCAAUGUGCUGUUCUUAACUUAUGUUAGUUCGAAAAUGUAACACACGUGAUCGUUGGUACCAACACCUCUCGUUUUAGACUCGACAUUGAAUUUUCGCCGGCGUGUUUUAGUCGUUCCUGUUUCUUCUUACAACGUGGACGUGAAACGUCCAAAGGAAAAUCUAUUGAGAUGAGGCACCACCACUACCAACACACCUCUCGCGAGAUUCACAGUAGGUAAUUCGUAUUAAAAGAUACGAAGAGAACGAUAAAAGGGGUGAAGAAGAAGUUAGAGGUGGAAAAGCGGGAGGAGGAGGGUUUUAAAAGAUAGAAACAAGACCGCGGUGAAGAAGCAGGAGGAAAGGGAAAAAUGGCGGUGGAUAUUUUAGACGAGGAUCAUUUGGCCGUGAGCGCAAUCGUUACGGUUGGAAUGCAACUGAUAUUCUUCACUAUAGCUGCUACAUUUCAACUGGACAAAUUGACGGAUUUUGCCGGUGGCACUAAUUUUAUUAUUCUUGCCCUUCUAACUUUUUUUCUCGGUCAAGUUGGCAAGCAUUACGACAGUCGGCAACUUAUGGUGACCGUAUUUGUAUGUCUAUGGGGUGUACGAUUAUCGGGAUAUCUUCUUUAUCGAAUCGUUAAAAUUGGACGAGAUAAAAGAUUCGCUGAUCGUAAGAGCAAUGUUAUUCGUUUUGCAGUAUUUUGGACAUUUCAGGCUGUAUGGGUUUACGUAGUGAGUUUACCGGUGAUAAUAAUAAACUCACCACGUCACAAAAUUCCACCUGCCCCAAAAACCAUGACCAAUUUUGAUAGUGCUGGUACUGGGUUGUUCGUAAUUGGACUUGCUGCAGAAACCUAUGCUGAUUUACAAAAGUUUGCUUUCAAACAGGAUCCCGUAAAUAAUGGGAAAUGGUGUAACGAUGGAUUAUGGAGAUUAUCUAGGCAUCCUAAUUAUUUCGGUGAAAUCGUAGUAUGGUGGGGUAUCUUUGUAAUAUCCUUAAACGUGAUUGAAGGAGCCGAAUGGGUUGUUAUCGCUUCACCGAUCUUUACUACGAUUAUCAUCCUCUUUUUAUCGGGUAUGCCUUUACUGGAAAAGGCCUCCGAUGAGAGAUAUCGAGAUAACGCUGAGUAUCGUUAUUACAAACAAUCAACGUCACCAUUGAUACCAAUUCCCCCAUCGAUCUAUGUCGAAGUACCACGUUUCUUAAAAUUUAUUUUAUGCUGCGAAUAUCCAUUAUACAAUUCGUUGGAUGCCAAACCACGUUCUGCUGUUACCGAAUCAACAUCAAUCAGUUUGGCAGCAUCAACGUAGCUGUAGCUACACGCCGGACGUCCUAAUUCGGAAUCCGGCGUGCAUUCAAAUACUACUGCAACAGCCAGUACAGCCUUUUAAAUAAUAAUUAUAAUAAUAAUAAUAAUAAUUACAAUCUUCUCUCUAUUAAUAACAACACUUUUUUUAAUCGAUUAUAUGACAAAGGGAGAACGUUAAAACAAUAGUAUUAUUGUUUAUUUCAUUCAUAAUGAAUAUUCCGAGAAUUUAUCUCGUUGUUGUUGGUCAUCUUUUCACAACUUGUUACCUUGAAAAGAAAAGAAAAGAAAGAAAGAAAGGUGAUCUAUAUAUAUUGUUAUUAUGUCUUUAGUUACCUGAGGAUCAUAUACAAGAAUGAAUAUAUAAGUUAUGUAUAUAUGAAUGAAUAUGUGGGUUUGUACAUGAACUUAAGUCGAGAAAAAAGAAGUUUUUCUUUGUUUGAGUCUGAACAAAAAUUGUCUCA